AUGCCUGGAGCCAUGAGAAUCUUUUUCUUAAUUUUUGCUGCCCUCAUUCUUGCUCAAAUAUUCUCAGUCAGAGGAGGAGUUGGAAGGCAACUACGUUGUCUGAAAUUGGACGGUCGCUGUGAAGUCGAAUGCCUUUCCUUCGAAGUUCAGAUUGGGGGCUGCAGAGCUGAACUGACACCACUUUGCUGCAAAAAGAGGAAAAAUCACUAA
This is a messenger RNA of Equus caballus (horse), 210 nucleotides long. RefSeq names its product beta-defensin 107A-like. The record is from RefSeq and is a predicted model, not a curated record. Gene Ontology annotation, molecular function: CCR6 chemokine receptor binding; chemoattractant activity. Lineage: Eukaryota; Metazoa; Chordata; Mammalia; Perissodactyla; Equidae. Gene Ontology annotation, biological process: defense response to bacterium; innate immune response; cell chemotaxis. Gene Ontology annotation, cellular component: extracellular region.